AGAGCGUGUGUUCGCCAUCUCUCUUAUAACAUCCCGCAAACGAGCAGAAACAAAAUAAACAGCUCUUCAGCUCCUACAGAGAGAGAGAGCGAGAGACGGACGCUGAAGAUCCAGAAAUGCUGCAGACCAUUUAUGAGUCUGACUCCAGCAUCAGUGCAGAGUGGAGGAGGAGAAGCCUGGACUCCAACAGCACAGCCGGCACUACAGAUUCUGAGGUGUUUUCUUCGGCGGGCUCGUCUGGGGUCAGUAUGCUGGACUGGGAGCGGGAUUCAGAGGAAUGGGAGAAGCAGUUACAGCGAGAGCUUCUGCUGAUCCAGAGACAGCAGCAGAUCCAGAAGCAGCUGCUCAUCUCCGAGUUCCAGAAGCAGCACCAGAACCUGCUGAGGCAACAUCAGGCACAGCUCGAGGAGCACAUCAAGCUCCAGCAGGCUCUGCUAACUCUCCGGCAGCAGCAGGAGGUGUUUGCGGAGGAGCGGCGACUGCUGCUGGAGGAGGAGCGCGAGGAGCUGCGGGAGGAGGAGAAGGAGCAGCAGCGGAGAGACGUACACAAACACCGGCGGAAAGACAGAUCCAGAGAGAGUGCAAUGGCGAGUACUGAAGUUCGUCAGAAACUGCAUGAUUUUCUGAUGAGUAAAUCAGCUAAAGACCCGUCAGUGUCAGGCGCUGGUUACCCGCUCAGCCGCUCCAAACUGUGGUACAGCUCCGCCCACCCAUCAGAACAGACGUCUCCUCCACUGGGAGAGACUCCGCCCAUAUUCAAAUAUCCUCUGCCCUCUGGUCUGGACUGCAGAGAGGAUUUCCCCCUCAGGAAGACUGCGUCUGAGCCCAAUCUGAAGGUGCGCUCCAGACUCAAGCAGAAGGUUUCUGAGAGGAGAAGCGGUCCGAUUCGCCGCAGAGACGGCAGCGUCCUCGUCACACCGCUCAAGAAACGAACUCUAGAACUAACAGAUUCCUCAGCCAAUGAGAGUCCUGCAGGCUCCGGGCCGAGCUCACCCAUUGGCUUGUGCAGCAAUGAGAAUGGAGCAUCAUACCAGUCCAGCACAACUCAAAUAGAGCGCUGUCUGUCUCAAGGAGGCGUCCUGCCGACGGGUGGAUCACUGUCUCUGUUGAAUCUCUACACAUCUCCAUCUCUCCCCAACCUCACGCUGGCUCUGCACCCGGCUCACACUCACAUCUGCACGGGGACGCCGCUGAAGGAUGGCAGUGUUGAAGGUCUGUCCGCCGCCGCUGCGUCUCCAGUCUCGAUGGAGUCUAAAGUGAGCAACGGACAGCAAGCGCUCCUGCAACACCUGCUGCUGAAGGAGCAGAGACAGCAGAGGAUCAUCUCACCUGUGACAGGCAGUGUUCCCGUUCUGUCCUCGUCUCCUCUGCUGCUGAAGGAUCGCGUGUCCUCCAGCUCUCGCUCUAGGCUCCCGCGGCACCGGCCCCUGAACCGCACACAGUCGGCCCCGCUGCCACAGAGCACACUGGCACAGCUGGUGCUGCAGCAACAACACCACAACUUCAUGGAGAAGCACAAGCACUACCAGCAGCACGUCCACAUGGGCCAGGUUGUGUCUGAGUCAGAGGAGCAGCAUCAGGAGGAGCAUGAGGAGAAUCUGGCAGCGCCCCCUGCUGGAGUGAUCCGUAGCAGACACGCCGCUGUCAUCCACAUGAAGACUGAACCAGCAGAAGACAACAGCCAAUCAGGAGACGAGGACGCAGGUGAACAGCAGGUCUCAGAGCAGAUCCAGAGACGCCACAGCGAGCGCAGUAUGGAGGACAUGACCGAAACCGAUGUGUGAAGUAGACAAAUGAAGGAAAGAGGGAAGAAGGGCUGAAUCUCAUCUAAAAACUUUUCAAAAAAUGUCCCAGGUCAUGUUUCACUUUAAGCCACUAGUUAAUAUUGAGAGUUGGUACUUCACAUGAUGCGUCACCCCAAACAAUAAAUAAUAAUAAUGAUAAUAAAAUAAUAGGGUGGUACCG
Molecule: messenger RNA, 1965 nt
Organism: Danio aesculapii
Lineage: Eukaryota; Metazoa; Chordata; Actinopteri; Cypriniformes; Danionidae
Product: histone deacetylase 9-B
Exons: 12
Coding region: 117-1784 (555 amino acids)
Biological process (GO): chromatin organization
Cellular component (GO): histone deacetylase complex
Molecular function (GO): histone deacetylase activity
Source: RefSeq, a predicted model, not a curated record